GUAUGGAAAUGUACUACAGAAUGACUGGGAUCAACUCUACCUAGAAACCAUUGUCCACCAUGUCAUAAUGGCAACCACCAGCCAAUCAGGAAAUCUGAUGCUUGGUAAUGUUUCCAUAGCAACUCCUCCAGCAAAUGUCGAUGCAGGCGACUACGCACAUUGGCUUUCUGAGAAAUGGAUAGAUGAGGAGAACUCGUUGGAGCAUUGAGACUUGAUAGCAGCGUGCAGAAACAGUACAACCAUGUUGCUGGAACUGAUUUCCUGAAGUACAUGGACAAACUGUACGAACUACAACACUCUGGUCCGCACGACAGUCGUGUACGUCUACAUAUCAAGAAAGAAGUGGAUACAUACAGACUACAGCAUGCAAUGGACAUGGUUGUAGAGCAGCUACCGUCAAUGUUAGAGUUGGGAGAGAUACCAGAACACAUUAUAAAUGAAAGCUACUCUUUUCCGUACCAUGUACCAUCCAUUGUGAGUCUGGCUUCAGCUGUACCAGAUGAGAUGCCAGAGAUGUUGGGAUAUGUCCUGUUACAGGAAUGUUACUGGUUGAAUGCCCUGCUGUGUCACAUCCGACAGUCUUUGUACGAGUUAGAUAAGCAUUUGCUUGGUGGUGAACAUGCCAUACCAGAAGAAUUACUAGAGACAACAAAGUCACUUCAAGAGGAGUUCGUUCCUAUAUCGUGGACACAUCCCAAUUGUCAGCCAUCUACCCAUACGCUGCUCACUUGGCUUAACGAUCUCAACAAACGUUACAGUCAGUUGAAACAGUGGAUAAAAGAAGGAAAAGUACCAUCUCAGAAACGUACAGAAUCUCAGGGUGCUCAUGGUGAAUUGACCUCAGUAUGGUUGGGUGGUUUAUGCAAUCCAUCAGCUCUAGUUACAGCUCUAAGACAAGAAAUGGCUGUGCUCUCCGAGUGUUUACUGUCUGAGGUUAUCUUGGAAUGUGAUGUAUCCAUGUCCAUGGAUAAAAACACUUUUGAAAUCAAACAUGAAGGUGGUAUGUACCUCCAAGAACUCUAUCUACAAGGUGCAUUAUGGGAUAUGGAGAACAAGUGCCUUGCACCUCCAGAAAUUGAGAUGAACUUGAUGCCAAGUGUGUACGUACGACCAGUUCUGAAAAGCAGCAUGGCAGAGUCACAGCAGUCUGAGGAGGGUGCAUCUCUCUAUGAAUGCCCAGUGUACAUAAAUAAAGCUAGACAAGUUACAGCAUUUACAUUACAUCUGAAAUGUCCAUAUCCUGUUGAGCAGUGGACGCUGGCUGGCACAGCUAUACUCCUAGAUCCCGGUGCACCUGAAGAAAGCAUCAAGAAAUCCAAAGGCUUCACAGCGAUAAAACGGGAAAUGGCCAUGGUGGAAGAUGAUGUGAGUGAACGAGUUGCAUCGUCUCUUGGAUCUAAGAAAUCAGGAACUGACAAUGCCUCAGAACAAUCCAGGGCAUCUAGAAGAUCAGCACGCUCACUGAGAUCGCAUUUAUCCGACCAGGCACACCAGAAGGCAUCAGAAAAGGCAAAGUACGACUCAACUUGGUCCGUGAGGUCAGAGAAUCUGGAGAAAGAGAGAUAUAGUUACUCUAUGUUUGAUUACCGAGCUCCUACUCUACGUGAGAAGCGACUUGAAGAUAGGCAAAAACGCAGGCAAGACAUGCUUGAGCAUCAAGAUGAUGCAGGAGAAGGGAGACAAAUGGAUGAUAUUUCUGACAGAUCAUCAUUAAGUUAUAAUGAUAAUAAUAGUAAGAUGCGAAGCAAAGAGACUAUAAAUGAAGAAGGUGACUAUGGAACUAUGUCAGAAAGUGGUAAAGAAGAUGAACACUCAUUACACAGUUACCGAUCUGACAAAUCAAAGGGUUCUCAGAAGAAAGCUGAAGAAGAUAGUAAAUCACUGCUUAGUGCAAGGUCUGACCGGUCUGACUAUUCUCGAACCAGCAGUGGCAUCAAAGUUUCAAGUCACACAGGGAGGAUCGAUUAUCUGCACACAGUAGAAUAUCUAAACGAAGUGAUAAAUCUCGAGAAUCGUUCUUCACUGAUAAUUCAGAUAAGAAAUCUGUAAAGUCCCUUAAGCAUGGGCAUAAAAGGUCACCAAGAUCUCCAUAUUUGAAGAACCAAGAUACAAAGUCAGUGAAAUCAAAGGAUGAUGAAGAUAAAAAGUCACAGAGAUCUUUGAAAAGUAAGGAUGAAGACUGGAAAUCCGUCAUUUCCAUGAAGGAUGAAGAUAAAAAAUCACAGA
Saccoglossus kowalevskii is the source of this 2226-nucleotide messenger RNA. RefSeq names its product dynein beta chain, ciliary-like. Gene Ontology annotation, biological process: microtubule-based movement. Lineage: Eukaryota; Metazoa; Hemichordata; Enteropneusta; Harrimaniidae. Gene Ontology annotation, cellular component: dynein complex. The record is from RefSeq and is a predicted model, not a curated record. Gene Ontology annotation, molecular function: dynein intermediate chain binding; dynein light intermediate chain binding; minus-end-directed microtubule motor activity.